Molecule: messenger RNA, 2766 nt
Organism: Naegleria fowleri
Lineage: Eukaryota; Heterolobosea; Eutetramitea; Acrasida; Naegleriidae
Exons: 7
Coding region: 1-2766 (921 amino acids)
Biological process (GO): positive regulation of DNA-templated transcription
Cellular component (GO): Set1C/COMPASS complex
Source: RefSeq, a predicted model, not a curated record
AUGACGAAAAGAACUGGUCGCCCUCGUGUCAAGAAGACUCUUGAAGAAAUCGUUAACAACGAUGAUGCAUCAUCAUCGCUCUCCAACGACCACUCACAUGAUGGCAGCAGACACUCAGAGAAUUUUAAUUCGUUAUCGGAAUUCAAAAAUCAAUUUUUAAAACAGGAGAAAUACCAAAGGAUAAUUGACUCAUCAAUUCGUGCGUUUGAAGAAAUUAUCAAUAUGCGAUCUGAAAUGGAAGAAAGUUCUCAUACUGAACAGUUGAUUGUUGAAGAAUUGAAGAAUAUUUAUGAUAAUUUUGAAAAUGGUACUUUGAAAUGCAUCUCUCCGAUUCUAGUUGUGAAAACAACUCAAAGCAAACUAAUGGAUCCUUUCUUUAUCAAAGAAACUGAUGACAUGAUGAGUAUCUCAAGCGACGAUGAAGAGGACGACUACACGAUCAAGCGAACAUCUGAAAUGCAACCAUUGGACGUAUUUGAGGUUUGCGUUUUCAGAUCUGAAUCGAGAUAUGCUACUGUCAAGUCACUGUUGAGCUAUUUACAAUCGAAAUAUGACAAACCUCAAUUUUCUGAUCUUUUGGGAGAAGUCAAACGAAAAUCGAAAUGCGGGAUAAUAUUUAUAUUUGAAAAUGCUCAUGUCAUUGACGCAAUUACCCAAUGGAUUGAUAUAUGUAGCCAUUAUUCUCAUCUAAUGCCGAUCAUUAAUAUUUUACGUGUGGACGAAAAAGGAAAAGACGUGUUGGAAGGAUUGAUUACAGAUAUGAGCAAAUUCACGAUCAAAGUGUUCAAAACUCAAUCCAUGACAAAGCCUCUAUUUAUGAGAUGUAUGGACGAGCUCUUUAUUCAAAAGAAUUACAAUAUUUGCCUGAGACCGUCUUUUGAUAUCAUAACUUUUUUGAUUAAUAAUUUCUCUACAAUGCGGAAGUUUUCGAUUACUCUAAAGCAACUAUAUACUAGGCAUUUCUUUUACAGACCUAUUUCGGUUUUCUCAAAGGCCUUUUUCACGUUAGACAAUACAAAGUGUUUGCAAGUACUUUUUUCUGAUGAGCUCUAUCCAAUGCUUCGCGAGUUACCCUCUGUUAAUUCAUUCUUUGGAGAAACCAUUUCUGAAGACCAAGCUCUGAGCUGUAUAAACCAAUUUCGAUUCUUCUUUUAUUUACAUCCAUACAUCAUUGAACUAAUAGAGGUAGCAAUGAAAUGUCUUGUUGUUCUGGAAAACUCUGUGAGAGAAAAGAUUGAACAACGUGACGAAACAAAAAGCGACGAUAUUAUUUCACUGAGAGUGCGUAUUCAUCAGUCCUUAAUUGGUGCUCGAUCUUUUAAAGAGCAAAACUGGUUUAAAAAAAUUAUUCAAGCACUCAAAGGAAAUAUACCAUCAAGCAAUAUUAUUGACUUUCUAGGAUGUUGUCAAGUGAUUAUCGAUGAGAUAAGACGUAGACAACCACAGUUCUAUGAAGAUGAAUAUAAUGUAAUUGUAGAACUAUUUGAAACUGUUACCAUGCCAAAGGAUCAUGACACUUCGUUUGGAAAAGAUAGCACCAUUCCAAUUGAAAUAUUUACCAAAGACGACCAAAAGGAGUGUGACAACGAAAGUGACAAGUCGGAGGAUCUUGUCCCUUCAAUCGAUACAAACCAGCUUAUUCCAAAACCAAAAGACUUCUGCUUUUGCAAUGUUAUGAUUAAGCCUAAAGAAAAAGUGACUUGUACUACGUGUGGAAAUUCUUUCCAUAAGGCAUGUGUUGGGGUUGUCAAUCUUCCAAAUCAAACAUAUUAUUGCGAUUCAUGUAGAAGACAUACAAAUGAGGACUCUUUAUAUUGUUUUUGUCAGCAACCCUCUGAUUUCAGUGAUAUGCUUGCAUGUGAUAAUUGUUGCAAAUGGUUCCAUUGCUCAUGUAUUGGAGAACACAUCGAAAAUUAUCCUGGAGACGUCAAGUAUUUAUGUAAAUACUGUAUAUCAUUGAUUGAAUAUCAAUCAGGAAAGAAUCUGAAAAAAUUAGACACAAAUUGUAAAUGUGGUAAACCAUGUCAGCAAAAUGAAAUGAUUCAAUGUGAACGUUGCAAGAGACAUUACCACUUUGGAUGCAUGAAUUUAACUCUCUCAAUAGUGGAAACUAUUCAAAGAUAUUAUUGUGAUGAUUGUUGCCAAAAAUAUGAUGACGAAAUUGAAUACAAGAAGAAAUCAAACGUUAAGCGAAGAAGGUCAAAUGUGGCAGAAAAAGUUGGCAGCUCUAUUCCUAUGCACAACGUUGCAUCUACUACGUGGGAAAGGAUUCAAAGUCGCCUCCGUACUUUGUUUAUGGAUCUAUUUGCUUCACCUUCCUCAGUGUACAAAGUAGAUUUUAUUUUCAAUGAUAAGGAUGAUCACAAAAAGCCAUGGGUUGAACGAUUGGUUGGAAACGAACUGUUUUUCAUUCAACCAGCCUUUUGUCAAACACUAGAACAAUUUUUGAGACCAAUGACAAGAAGAGAAACAUUUGAGAAUAACCUUGCGUUUUGUCAACCUGUAUUGUUUCUUUCUGAAAACAAAACUGAAAAGUUUUCAGCUCCGGACAUUUACUUGGCCAAACAAGCGUUGGGGCAAUGCAAAAUGAACGCUCGAUAUGAAAUUGAUUAUGAAGAAUGGUUGGAUCGGUUUGCUCAAAUGAAGGGCUCCAAAAAAACUAACACCAAACUCCAAUCGCUUUUCAAUAUGCAAGUACGAGCUCUGUAUUUGAGAGGUGUUAUUGACUUGACGAAAAAUCGUGGUGUGGUGAAAAGAAUAAUUUGA